AUGAAUACCGGAGAUUGUUCGCCUGCACCGCCAACUUCGCCUGACGCUGGUGAAAUUCAAUGCGGCAACAGCGCAGGCACCGUUAUUCCUGUCGUCGAGUCGGUUGGCGUCAUCAAGCUACCGCCUUUUUGGAAGCAAAAUCCGCGGUUAUGGUUUGUGCAGAUCGAAGCGCAAUUUCAAUGCAGCCGCAUUUCUUCAGAUAACACGCGCUACUACCAUUUAAUCAGUGCUUUGGAUGCUGAUAUAAUGACUGAAGUAUCUGAUGUUCUGGUGCAACCCUCGGAAGUCAACAAAUACGAGCACCUGAAGGAGAUUAUCAUCAAGCGCUUUACGGAAUCACCGGACAGACAGUUGCAGCGCGCUUUGCUGGAGCUUGACCUUGGGGACAAGAAGCCCUCGCAGCUCCUUCGGCAAAUGACAACUCUUGCUGACGGUCGCGCGUCUGCAGACGCCUUGCGAGUCCGCUGGCUCUCUCAGCUACCGCAGCACGUACAACGGAGUUUGAAGCUCCUACGCUCAGCAACUUUGGAAGCGCAAGCUGCACUCGCUGACGAUCUCAUGGAAGAGGAAUCGGGUUCUUUUGCCAUGGCUGCUGGGCCCUCCUCGGCACAAUUCAGAGGCAACACCCGCGAAUACCCGCCGGCAGCUGGCACAAGUGUCGUGGACGACUUGAAACGCGACAUCGCUGCCAUCAAGGCCUCUUUAACUCAUCUCCAGAACAUGCAGCCCUCCAGCCAUUCUUGCCCAGCCGAUCGCAACGAGCAGCAACUCCGAUCACCACGUGUCUGCUUUUAUCAUGCCAAAUUCGGACCAAAUGCACGAAAAUGCUCCUCGCCCUGUGCCUGGGUGCCACAGCAGGGAAACUAA
Messenger RNA from Drosophila santomea, 867 nucleotides. RefSeq lists its product as uncharacterized. The record is from RefSeq and is a predicted model, not a curated record. The transcript has a single exon. Lineage: Eukaryota; Metazoa; Arthropoda; Insecta; Diptera; Drosophilidae. The coding region runs from base 1 to 867 and encodes 288 amino acids.